Molecule: messenger RNA, 2801 nt
Organism: Nymphaea colorata (pocket water lily)
Lineage: Eukaryota; Viridiplantae; Streptophyta; Magnoliopsida; Nymphaeales; Nymphaeaceae
Product: subtilisin-like protease SBT3
Exons: 1
Coding region: 149-2446 (765 amino acids)
Biological process (GO): proteolysis
Molecular function (GO): serine-type endopeptidase activity
Source: RefSeq, a predicted model, not a curated record
UGUAGUUGCCUAGUUGGCCCUUUUUUAUAUCAAAUAGUUGUACAGAAGGGUUAAAAAAUCGUACUGACUUGGCUAGAAAAAAAUUGUAUUAUAUGGGCAUGAUCACUGCCUUAUAUAACUCCUUUCUUUCUCUUGUCUUCUCCCACAAAUGCCCACCACCAUGAGAAUACCAAUGGCUAGCCUUGCUUUCUUUAUGGUCAUGGAAACUUUGCUGGUUUCUGUGGUCCAUUCUGUAUCAAUAUCAUCCGGAACAGAUGCGUACAUCGUUCACAUGGAUGCUGCGGCCAUGCCCAAGGUCUUCACAGGAACUCAUCAUUGGCACGAAGCCAUUCUUGCUUCGGAAAGCUUGGUAGAGCCUCAGAUGGCCUCCGCCGGAUCUAGGCUUCUCUACUCUUACAAUCAAGUAGUGAACGGCUUCAGUGCAUCUCUUUCUAAAGCUCAACUGGAACAGAUAAGGAAGUCCCCUGGUUUUCUAUCAGCUUACCAAGAUAAGGUGCUCACCAUUGACACCACACACACAUUUGAAUUCCUUGGCCUGAAUGCAGAAUCGGGCAUGUGGCCGAAUUCUGACUACGGUGAAGGUAUCAUAAUUGGAGUUAUAGACACUGGUAUCUGGCCAGAGAGCAGGAGCUUUGGUGAUGAUGGCAUGAGCGAUGUACCAACAAGGUGGAAGGGUGAAUGCCAGGACAAUCCUGACUUUUCUGCUUCAAUGUGUAACAGGAAGCUGAUCGGUGCCCGGUUCUUCAACAGAGGCCUGCUAGCUCAAUAUCCUAGCCUCUCUGAUACAAUUAUAAAUUCAACCAGAGAUUAUGAUGGACAUGGGACUCACACUUCAUCAAUUGCAGCAGGAAAUUGUGUAAUGAAUGCUUCUUACUUUGGAUACGCGAGCGGUAGGGCAUGUGGAGUAGCCCCUCGUGCUAGAUUGGCAGCCUACAAGGUCUUCUGGGAUGGCAUAGGCUUCUCCUCGGAUCUGCUUGCAGCAUUCGAUCAAGCAAUUUCUGAUGGAGUUGACAUAAUUUCUGUAUCUAUGAGCCUUCGAUCUGCUUCCCUCUAUGAAGACCCAAUUGCUAUAGCAUCCUUUACAGCAAUGGAGAAAGGUAUAUUUGUCUCAGCCUCUGCUGGAAAUCAGGGACCUAUGUCAAAAUCAGUUAGAAAUGUAGCACCUUGGCUACUAACAGUAGGAGCGACCAACAUUGACAGGAAAUUUUUGGCAACUGCAAUUCUAGGCAAUGGAGUUGAGGUUUUAGCGGAGUCUCUAUAUUUUGGAAAUGCAUCUCUCAACUCAUUGCCACUGCAUCAUUCCAGUGACUCUGAGGCCUGCAACAGUGUUGAAGUGCUCAACAACAUAGGUUACAAGGUUGUUAUAUGCAAAUGUCUCAGUGAAGCCAUAAACACUCAGCUGUUUGUGAUUUCGAAUUCUAAAGUGGCGGGAGCCCUGUUCCUCACCAGCUACCCUGUUCAGCUACUGACAAAUAGGUAUGUGACUCCGGCAGCAAUAUUGAACCCAAACGAUUCUUCUCUUGUUCAUGACUAUGUUAGCAGUAGCGACAGUCCAAUUGUGAGCCUGCGUUUUGGUAAGACUGUCACAGGUACCAAGCCAGCGCCUUCUGUAGCCUCCUACAGCUCAAGGGGGCCAUCACCAACUACACCAAUGAUCUUGAAGCCCGACCUUGUCGCGCCGGGAACUCUUGUGCUGGCCUCAUGGCCGAUGAACUCAUCAGUGGUUACAGUCCAUGAACAGCCUCUCUUCAGUGAGUUUAAUCUGAUGUCUGGCACCUCAAUGGCAUGUCCUCAUGCAUCAGGGGUAGCUGCACUACUCAAGGCCACUCACCCUGAUUGGAGUGGCGCUGCAAUUCGAUCUGCCAUGAUGACUACUGCUGAUGUUCUAGACAACACAGAGAGCCCAAUUGCAAGCAUAAUUAGAGAUGCCCAACCGGCAACACCAUUAGAUAUGGGCUCAGGUCAGCUCAGCCCCAAUAAGGCCAUGGACCCUGGCUUGGUUUAUGACAUCAGUCCCCAAGACUAUGUCAAAUUCCUCUGUGGUUUGAAUUACACCAAGGAACAGAUGCAAACCAUCACAGGAAAGUCCUUGAACAAUGACACUUGCUCAGAAGCAAAUCUGGAUUUGAAUUAUCCUUCCUUCAUUGCUACCUUCAAGUUCUCAGAGCCUAGUCACAUGAAAAAAUUUAGCAGGACUCUAACCAAUGUCGGAGAUGGGAAUGCUACUUAUACAGCAAAAUUGACUUCUUUGGAUGGAUUUAAGGUUACUGUAAUUCCACAAACGCUUGUAUUUAAAGAGAAGAAGAGCAAGGCCUCUUUCACUUUGUCAAUAGAGGUCAGAAACCCAAAAUUCUCAAUGGGCUUGGCAGUAAGUUCAUUGAGUUGGGUUGAUGACAGAGGAAAAUACAAGGUUACAAAUCCUAUAGUGGUUAUGCUGCUCGCUUAAAAAAAUGCUGCUCAUUUAUGCUAGAUAUUCAUUUUCUUGAUCAAAGUGGGGAGCUCCUGAUGGUGGUUGGCAAGAAAAUUUAGGCCUUCAUCCACUAAAAGGCAUUCGUUCAAGGAAUAAGUUUCAGUUGAUUGUGCUUCAUUCACAAUUCACACACAAGAACAGAAAAGGCUGCUUCUGCACCCAGCAAUUUCACAAAAUAGCUUUUAAUAAUUCUUCCUUUUCUUCAUUUUUUCCAGCCAAAAGAAUGGUGUUGAGAUUAAGAGGAUUCAGAUUCGUUUUACCUUUAUUUUGUCAUUGUAAGUGUAUCCAUUUAAAGUAUUUUUUGUUGAGUCAAGAAAAAAUUGUGCAUUGA